AUGACCGCCAGCUCAAAGAAGAAGAAGGAGAACAAGAAGAAAGAUUUCCAGAAACCAAAAUUGAAGGUCGGAAAAGCCAGACCCAAGGCAGCGAAUAGCACUGAUACCAGCUUCCGAGCCAAAUCAAUUUCUCUCAAGCAACAAGCACUUUCUACCAGUGCUCCAAGUUUAGAAGCACAAUGCGCUCAUCACCUAGGUCUACUAAAUCACAAGUCAGAUGCACAGCGGAAAGAAUCAUUGGCCUUUUUAACAUCAGCCAUCACAAGCAACCCACCUACAGUUCCAUUACCGCAACCUUCGUCUGUCAUCAUUCCCGUGGCACAAAAGCUCAUUCUGGACGGAUCAAAUAAUGUUCGUCAGCAACUACUCAAGCUUCUGCAAAGUCUGCCACCAAUCGAUAUCGCUAGCCACGCAGAUCAGCUGCUACUGCACACAAGAGCUGCAAUGACGCACUUAGCAACUGAAAUUCGUGUAUUUGGCCUCGAGGUGCUGGAAUGGCUGCUUGUGGUCACAGGCGAUGAAAUUGUCAGUUGUGCUGGAGGGUGGGUGAAGAUGCUCAAAUGCUUCCUCACUUUGCUUGGUUGGCAAAGUGAAGCAUCGAGCAAAUGGUCGUCUGGAAAAUCGUACGGAAAGGCCGAUACGAAGAUGCAAGUCAAGCAAAUGAAUGCGUUGACUUCUUUCCUCCGCACCGGGCUCUCUCAUGCUCAGACAGCUGCUUCUAUCGGCCUUAGCGACAACACUUUUCCGCUUUGGCAUACGCAGCAUCACGUGCUCUCCGAACGAUCGAACGCCUACGCGCAUUUGAACCUAUUUGGUGCUGCCAGAGACGAAGAAGCAGAGAUGUAUGAAGACCGUGAAGAUCGGCAAAGAUUGUUUCGAGACCGAGCGGAGGCUGCAAUCAUCGCAGGUCUGGAGCAGGCUACCAAAGGUGGCGGGGAGCUGGGCAGAGCGGGUGCGCAACUCCGAAAGGCUGUGAAAGAGGGCAUGGCGGAUUUCUACCGAGAAGAAUCGACCGCUUAA
Molecule: messenger RNA, 1020 nt
Organism: Alternaria arborescens
Lineage: Eukaryota; Fungi; Ascomycota; Dothideomycetes; Pleosporales; Pleosporaceae
Product: Pre-rRNA-processing protein
Exons: 3
Coding region: 1-1020 (339 amino acids)
Biological process (GO): rRNA processing
Cellular component (GO): nucleus
Source: RefSeq, a predicted model, not a curated record